This is a messenger RNA of Drosophila obscura, 5310 nucleotides long. RefSeq names its product protein spire (gene spir). NCBI's taxonomy places the organism in Eukaryota, Metazoa, Arthropoda, Insecta, Diptera, Drosophilidae. The transcript is spliced from 16 exons. Bases 750 to 3953 code for a protein of 1067 amino acids. Gene Ontology annotation, cellular component: cell cortex; cytoplasmic vesicle membrane. Gene Ontology annotation, molecular function: actin binding. The record is from RefSeq and is a predicted model, not a curated record. Gene Ontology annotation, biological process: actin filament network formation; actin nucleation; polar body extrusion after meiotic divisions.
GAACCGAGCGGACACGGCAGCGGUAGACGACAGCGAUUAAUAUACAAUUUAAAAAUGCACUUGAUAUGAAAUUCAGAGUGUACCACUGAUUAAAAGAAAGUAAACAAAAAUUAGUGCGCGUGACUUUGUUUAGCUACAGCAGCUGACAAAAAAUAAAAAAUAAAACAUUCAAAGAAUAAUACUCAGCUCAGUGUUGUGAAAUUCGAAACAGGAGAAGCAAAGCGAUUCAAAUAAGCAAGAGCAAAGCAAAGCAAAGCAAAGCAAAAGAAAAGUGCCGCCACAGAGCAAUAGGCAAACAUAACGGAAACUGUGUGCAAAGUGCAUAAAAACGUGACGACAGCCAGCAAGCAUAAUUCUGUGCUCUGUGCUCUCUGCUCUGUGCUCUGCGCCCUGCUUUUCGUUUUGCGUCUAGUAUUCCUUUUUGUGUUACUCGUAAUCUAAAAUACUAAGUGUUCUGUGUCUGAUUUGACAAAACAUACACAUAUGUACCCGUAGCCGUAAUAUUUGUGUGUGUUACUUGUCUUUGGGAGAAAAUCAAUUUCUGUGCUCCCAUAUCUGUUCAGUUCUACCCCGAACAAUAGUAGGAUAGGAUAAUCGCGAGCUUCGACCCCUGCCAGCGAGUGGAGCCGCAGACAUUCCGGGCCUAACCCAGAGCACAGCAAUCUCCUUAUAUGUGGAGGGGUGCAGGAGAGACUUGGACCGUUGCAUCCGAACCAGAGUCUGGAUAGGCAAGCGAGCCCGAGCGAGCCAUGACGGAGCACCACAUGGACGUGCACGCCGACGCGACGCAGAGUGCAUCCGAGUCCAAGGCCAUGGCUGCGCCCAAGGCCAAGUUCUUGGAGGCCGAGGAGGGCUUCCUCUCCACCUCGCCGGACAGUGCCAACGGCGAUGCCCAGCAGUCCCAUACCCACACUCACACCAUCUCACACGCGCACUCCAGAGGAGCUGCCAAAAACCAAAAUGGAAACGGAAGCCUGGCACUGGGGCUGGGGCUGGGGCUGGGCGCUCCGAUGCCUGGCGGCAGUCGCCAGCUGCUUCGGCAAGCCUUCCACCAGUGCUCGUGUCCGGAUCAGUGCGUCACCCUGAACAACAUACUGGACUCAUUCAAGGCCCCGCUCUCCGAGGACCAGGCCUGGGCCCUCAUCUACCAGUUCGCCUCCCUCUACUACAAGGUGGCUGCCCAGGCCCACAAGUCCGGCGGGGACUACGAGGCCGACAUUCCCACCCGCUUCGAGCUGCACUUCCACCGCGAUGGCACUGUGCACUUCUCUGGCGCGGAUCGGCUGCCAGAGCUCGAGCUGGAAUCCCAGGAGCAGGAGGACUCCCAGCAGCAGCAGCAGCAGCAGCGGGAGCAGAAGCAGCCGCAAAUGGAUGACAGCGCCACCAGCAGCGUGGACAGCAAUGCAGCCAUUGAUAGAGCCUUUGACAACAACAAUCAUCACCACCAUCAUCAGCACCACACGCCGCUCGUCGUCUCGCAUCGAAAGAUUAUCAGCGAGAUGGCGGAAAUCGUGUACACCGCAUUGGACUACAACCUGCCGGAGGAUGAGGAGUGCCAGAUGUCGCAGGAGCUCGAGAAUCUGUUCAACUUUAUGACAGCAGAUGAGACUGACGAGGAUUGCAUCGACGAGGGCAUCGACGAGGGCGACAAGCGCUGGGACGACGAGGCGGAGGAGGAGCGCAACGAUACCAAAGAACUAGAGCACAUAAUCGAGACCUGCAGAAACCACCUGCAGAAACCCGCACUAGCAGACAAUCACUAUAAGGCCGUGUGCCGAGCCCUGGUAACGGAGACAAUAGAGCUGCGCGUGUUCCUGCAGCAAGUCCUGAACAAUGGUGCCGAGAAGCUGAUCAAGGCCUCAGAAUCGUCUCCGACCACACAGAAAGAACUGGCGAAGCUGGGCUUCAACGACUGGGCACGCUUCUGGGUGCAGGUGAUCGACGAGCUGCGCCGCGGCGUCCGCCUGAAGAAGAGCAACUUCGAGCGCACACCCAUCGAAUACGAGCUGACGCCCUACGAGAUACUCAUGGGGGACAUUCGAGCCAAAAAGUAUCAGUUGCGCAAGGUGAUGGUCAACGGAGAUAUACCGCCGCGCGUCAAGAAAGAUGCCCAUGCCAUGAUCUUGGAGUUCAUCAGGUCACGGCCGCCAUUGAAGAAGGCAUCCGAGCGCCAACUGGGCCCGCCCCGGAAGUGCACGCCCUCGCCCAGAGAACAGCUCAUGGAGUCCAUCCGGCAGGGCAAGGAGCUGAAGCAGAUCACCCCACCAGAGGCGCCCCCCUUGAGGCAGAGACUGCUUCCAAGUGCGAACUCCACGCUGUCACGUUCCAGGCAGCGGCUCAUUAAGGUGGAUUUCUCACAGCUCCAGGACGACGAGCUCUUCUUCGAUGAGUCCAGCAUGAGCAGCUCCCACUCCACAGCGGCCACACACCAGCACCACCAUCAGCACCACCAUCAGCAUCACCAUCCCCAUCUCGCCGAGCUGCAUCGCUGCUCCCAGCCCAAGAUGCCACCGUAUCCGUUUGGGGGCUACAUGGUGCCCAGCCAAGCGCGGCAAGAGUGCCAGGCGACGGCGUCGCUGAUGCGGCCCAGACGCACAAUGGAUCCACGCAAGCAGCCUCAGCCUCAGCCUCAACCACAGCCACCCCCGCCUGCAGAGCCAUCCUUUACGGAGGACGAGUACCACAGGUUCUUCGACAAUGCCCUGGAAUCCUACGACCUGGCCACUCAGUGCGAGUCGCGACGCGCCUCUCUGCGGCGCCACACCAUCGUGGGCUGCCAGAGCAACCUGGAGGAGACGCACUCGAUGCCAGCCACGCGCCCCGAGUCGCGUCAAUCGGAUGACGCAGGCAGUCAGUCGGGAGCCAGCUGUGAGGCCCCCAGGAAGAGCCCCCUGACGACGGGUGAGCACUCGCAGAGGACGGAGGUGCCGCCCAGGCUGGACGAGGCUCAUUCAACAUCCUCGCUUGGCCCAUGGAACAAGUCCUUCAUGGAUAAACAAACCUGGAUGGAACGGGGGGACGAUCGCCUGUCCGUCACGCUGGCGGAGAUCGUUCACAUACGUUCUGUCAUGACCAAGGCCGAGCUGGAGGGCCUGGAAAAGCGUCGCGUCUGCUUCCUGUGCCUGCGCACACGCUUCUCCUUCUUCGGGCCCUGGGGUAUCCAGUGCAAGCUCUGCCAGCGCACUGUCUGCGCCAAGUGCUACACCAAGAUGCGCAUUCCCUCGGAGCACUUCAGGAACGUUCCCCUUGUGCUGAUCUCACCAUCGCUGCUGUCCAGUCCGGCCAGCUCGAGCACCCCCUCACCCUCUCACCACGCCCACCAGGCGCACUCCUCGUCGACGGGGAACAUAGUGGAUGACCAGUUCCCCAAGUCCCUGAUUGAGCGUCUCCUGCGCUCCGAGUCAGAUAGAAAGACUCGCAGCACUGUGGGCAGUGCACCAUCCUCACCCAAGCACCAAAGAUCAAACAUGAGCACUCCCGGCAUCAGCGUGGGCCCGGGAGCCGGCGCUUCCUCAUCAUCCGCCGCCCCCGGCCAUGCCGUGGAGGCCCUGCACGACCAGGCGUCCAUGUCCGCCUCCUACUCGUCAGCCAUGCGACCCUCGGGCGUGAUGCAGCACCACCAGAAGCACCACUACAACAACGCCAUGUCGCGGAGCAUGGAGGGACCCCGGAGUCUGCCCGUGCACAGCCCAGCAUAUCGACCGCUGUCCAACAGCAGCACCCUCGAGAGGAAAUCCCGGUUCUCGAGGGGAUUCGCCUUGUUCUCCUCGGGCAGCCAUUUGGCCCAGACCCAGGAUCAGAAGGAGAACCAGCGCGGCGAGCAGGUGCCCGUCUGCAACGACUGCCAAGGCCUCGUCAACGAGAUCACCAGCUCUGUAAAGCAGAAGCGCAGCUCUGCGAGGAACCGCACCAUUCAGAAUCUCACCCUAGAUCUGACGCCAGUCUGGAAAUAAGCUCCGAUUGGCCCAGACAGAUCCACACCCUUCAGUGCGUUUCAAGACUAUAGGACACUGACUGUAGGAAUCUAUCCAUUUCGAAAUGGUAUCUGCCAGUUCGACAACUGAGAGACAUAUUCUUCGAGAAUACCCGAAAACCAAUUGCUUAAUUUAUUCGAUGACGGACCACGGACCUUAUUUGAUGACUGACUCUACACCAGAACUGUCUGAAGUCGAUAUAUUUUCAAUAUUCUCGGCAUUAACUGAGCCUUUUACGUGUUUUAUGGGACUGGAACGCACUUAACGCACUGCGGAAGAUACAUGCAUACAUACAUACGUGCAUAUUUAUGGAUUAUGGAUUAUAUGGACUGUUGUACACAUUGAAAGAUAGAGCCUCGAGGAGACGCCCUCCUGCCCUUGUAAAUCGUGUUAGUUUAGUGAAUAAGCAAAGGAGAGAACGAACAUUCCUGGCUGAAGCUUUGUACAUUUUCUGCCGGCUACAGAGAGAUGAUCCGCUUGAGCGCACGCGCACCCCACCACAUACGAUACGAGUAUAUACAUACAUGCAUACAUAUAACGACAACUAACUCUAUACUAUACAUAAUACCACAUACAAUACCACUCCACACUAUAUUAGCGCAGUACAAUGCCGUUGUUUGUAAAUGUUUAAUUUAUACGUAAAUGUUGAUUAAGUAUAUACUCAUAGCUCAUACUAGCUCCUGUAAGUACCUAUGUACGAUCCGUAUGUAACCCGCAAUAGUAUCUCCGGCUUGUGCUCUCGAUUUAUCAAGAGAUUGAAAUGAUUUUGAAAUGAUCCCCAGUUCGAAGACAUGAUUUUGGAUAUUGUUAAGAUAAUGUUGUGAAAUGUUUGUGCUUGCGCAGAUCGAAUUCUUGUUUCCUUGUGAAAUUCUCGUUGUUCCCCAGUCUGAUGUCCACCUACAACGUCAAUGUAUAACGCAAGAUAACUCCGAGUUGAUAGCCUAAUUUAAUUUUAGUCUUUGUUGCAAUGCAACCCAUACUAUUUAGUUAAUUGAUCGCAUAGUUUUAAUUUCCGCCUACCAUCUAAGCGACGCGACCGUUCAUAUUGUACAAGCUGCGAUGCAAAGCAACACCCUAACGAAAUCAUUAAUUAUUGUAUACCUAUACCUAUCGUAGCCCCAUAAUACUGAAGUUCUAGUGAACGAACAAGUUUGAUUUUUUUUUGCCCCCUAUUUGUAAACGCAUUUAAACGUAUUUGUAAUUUACGAGAGUUAAUCUUACACUUUUAAUGCUUUUAAGUUGAAUUAUUUUGCUUUGAUUUAUAACAAAAACACCACAAAGAGAACGGAAAUACACUAAAACGCAAUGAAACACUUAAAUAAAAUGUAAUUAAAAA